Messenger RNA from Effrenium voratum, 369 nucleotides. The record is from the annotation of a GenBank genome assembly. Lineage: Eukaryota; Dinophyceae; Suessiales; Symbiodiniaceae.
AUGGUGAUUGCAAUCGCGUCCCUGGUCAUCGACACCAUCGAGGAGCACUUGGGCCACGGCAAGACUCUGCCAGGCAUUGCGGAUGAGCUGUCCAAGGCCUUCGAGCAUUACAAGAAGUUCUGCAAACGAAACAAAAUGCCUGCAUGCUCCUUCCGGUUCAGCUUGGCCAAGUUUAACAGGAAACAGUACACGAACCUCCCGGUGCUUGCGUCAUGCUACAAGGCCAACGUUGUCAAAGGCAUGGUUUACUGGGUUGCCGACUACUUGAAUACGUUCAAAGACAGCCAGCUUGACAAGCAGCGUGCCUGCUGCGGCUAUGCGUUGGCUAGGUUUCAGAGCAUUUGUGACAGUGCCUUUGCUGCACACUAA